Stomoxys calcitrans (stable fly) is the source of this 7367-nucleotide messenger RNA. RefSeq names its product toll-like receptor 6 (gene Toll-6). The transcript has a single exon. Bases 1139 to 5800 code for a protein of 1553 amino acids. The record is from RefSeq and is a predicted model, not a curated record. Gene Ontology annotation, molecular function: protein binding. Gene Ontology annotation, biological process: signal transduction. Lineage: Eukaryota; Metazoa; Arthropoda; Insecta; Diptera; Muscidae.
CGAGCAACUCCUCACUUCGUUGUUCUGGGCAAUUUUCAUACAGAGAAUACCAACCAAUUUUAAGAAACAAAAAAUAACCACACACACACACAUACAAAUUUCAUUUCCCCCAAAAUACAUAAAACCAGAGAAACGGGUGCGUCUUGUGAGUGACCAAAAUAAAAUAAUCGAACGAAGUGUUGUGAAGAAGAGCCAACAGAAUUUUUUGUGAAUCGAAAAAAGAAUAAAAAACGAAACGCGACAUCUGAGCGGCAAAGCGGCCCCCGCCCCCCAUUCCACAGUAAUUGUAAUCAAAUUCAAUAAUGUUAAAUGUUCCUAAUUAGACCGAAAAUCGUGAAACGGCAGAAACCCAUUACGAAAUCCUUCUCCAACACCAAACAAGGAGACGAAGUCGCAAAUGUGUUUAGCAACUUUGACGACGACGAUGAAAACGAGAAUCAACAACAAACAACAAAUCGAGUGUGAGUGUGAAAAUUAAAAUAACAACAAACGCAACAAUAAACGAAAAACGAAUAUCUCCCCAGAAGAAAAAAAAAAAACCGAAAGGAGGGAAAUAUCCUAACGAAACUAAAGCAAAUCGGUAGUGGCAGCAUCUGCACAACAAGAAGUAGAAGUUUGCUCCACAUCUGCCUCCAAAGGAGUGAGUGCAUGUUGUAUACGGUGUGCGUGUACGUGUAUGUGUAUUUGUGAACCAAAGAAAACUAAAAACCAAUCAGGAAAUCAAGCAAACAACAAGAAAAGAAAAAAUUAAAAUAAAAAAACAAAACCAAAUGUGCCAUAUUCGCCCAACGUGCGGUGGCAACGUGAUGUGCAAAAUCGCCUUAAACGAAAUCGCCUAGACCAGCAGAUAGAUAAUUGCAUCGAACUGAGAUACUACGACUACGACUACGACUACGACUAGAGUGCCCAAUUGCAAGCUUUCUGGCAACAAGCGAAACCCAAACACAAAAACCUUCCAUCAAAAUGCAUAGAAAGGAUUAAACGACCUCAAAACACUUUUCCGGUUUUUCGUUUUGGUUAUUGGUUUUUGGUUUUAGCAACUCUUUGGUUUCUUUUCUUUGUUAUUAUUUUGUUACGCCACACACACACACACACACACAAACUCAUAUAAACCAAACAACUUUCCAAAGGAUACACAAUGGCUUCUACAAUGAAACUCAAAGCAAUUCUGGCUCUUAUCAGCCUUUUGAUGUGUGCAGUGAAUACGCAACAACAGCAGCAGCAGCAGCAGCAACAACAACAACAAUUGUCAACACAUUCAGCCCAACAACAACAGCUGCAACAGCAUUCAAAUGCCAUUAUGGGCGAAGCUGGUGUCUCCAACACCCAGUUGCAUUCGCCUGCCACGGGCGUGCAUGGCUCACGCCUGGAUGGCCAAGAUAUGCGCUACGAUACGCCUGAUGACUGCCAUUUCUUGCCGGCCGCUGGGCCGGAACACAGCGAAAUAAUGUUGACUUGCAAUUUACGCACCGUCAACAGUGAAUUCGACACCACCAACUUUAGUGUCAUACCCUCAGAGCACACGGUGGGCCUGCAUGUGCUCUGCAAUGAUGAGAUCAUGGCCAAGAGCUCCCUGGAACCGCAAUCCUUUGCUCAUUUGCAAAGGCUGCAGGAGCUCUCCAUCAAAUACUGCAAACUGUCCAAGUUCAAUCGCAAUGUCUUGGACGGCCUCAGCCAAUUGCGCAACCUGACUGUGCGUACCCACAACACGCUGUGGCCCAGCCUGAGCUUUGACAUAGAACCCGAUGCCUUUGCGGUGGUGAAGAAUCUGGAGCGCCUGGAUCUCUCCUCCAAUAACAUUUGGUCCCUGCCCGAAAAUAUAUUUUGCUCCCUAAAUGGCCUGGUGUCGCUGAACAUGAGUGAGAACCGUUUGCAAGACGUCAAUGAGCUGGGCUUUCGCGAUCGCAGCAAAGAGCAUUCUUCCUCAGAGCCCACAGCCUCGCCGGAGGCCCUAAAACGCCUUAACACAGCCUGCAAUUUCGAAAUUGAAAUACUCGAUGUGUCAUUCAAUCAUUUCGUGCUGCUGCCAGCCAAUGGCUUUGCCAUCCUGAGACGCCUGCGAGCGCUGCAGGUCAACAACAAUGAGAUCUCCAUGAUUGCCGACAAGGCCCUGAGUGGUUUGAAGAACUUGCAAAUACUCAAUCUGAGCUCCAACAAAAUUGUGGCCCUGCCCUCGGAGCUCUUCGCCGAACAGGCGGCGUCCAUCCAGGAAGUUUACCUGCAAAACAACUCCAUCAGUGUUUUAUCGCCCAAACUCUUCUCGAAUCUGGAACAGCUGCAAGCCUUGGACUUGUCCUACAACCAAAUUACCUCAACUUGGAUUGAUCGCAGCACUUUUGUCGGCCUCAUUCGUUUGGUGUUGCUGAACCUCUCGCACAACAAACUUACCAAAUUGGAUGCCGAAAUCUUCACAGAUCUCUACACCCUGCAGAUCCUUAAUCUGCGCCACAACCAGCUGGAAAACAUUGCCGCCGAGACAUUUGCUCCCAUGAACAAUCUGCAUACGCUGCUGCUCUCGCACAACAAACUCAAGUACUUGGAUGCCUAUGCCCUGAAUGGGUUGUAUGUGUUGUCCCUGCUAUCGCUAGACAACAAUCAUCUUAUCGGCGUUCAUCCGGAGGCUUUCCGUAAUUGCAGUUCCUUGCAGGAUUUGAAUUUGAACGGCAAUCAAUUGAAAACAGUUCCUUUGGCUUUGCGCAACAUGCGCCUGCUACGCACAGUUGACUUGGGUGAGAAUAUGAUAACCGUGCUGGAGGACAAUGCCUUUAAGGGGUUGAGCAAUCUCUACGGCUUGCGUCUGAUUGGCAACUACUUGGAGAACAUCACCAUGCAUGCCUUCAAGGAGCUGCCCAGCCUGCAGAUACUGAAUUUGGCUCGCAAUCGCAUUGCCGUAGUUGAGCCUGGAGCCUUCGAAAUGACCUCCAGCAUACAGGCCAUACGCCUGGAUGGCAACGAUCUCAGUGACAUCAAUGGCUUGUUCAGCAACAUGCCUUCGCUGCUGUGGCUCAACAUCUCCGACAAUCGCCUGGAACACUUUGACUAUGCCCAUGUGCCCAGCACUCUGCAAUGGCUGGACCUGCACAAGAACCGUCUGGUGGAACUCUCCAAUCGCUUUGGCCUGGACUCGCAAAUUCGCCUGCAAACCAUCGACGCCAGUUUCAAUCAAAUCCAACGCAUCUCCCCCUCUUCCAUACCCAACUCCAUCGAAUUGUUGUUCAUCAAUGACAACCUCAUAAACACCGUGGAUCCCGAUACGUUCAUGCACAAAACCAACCUGACACGUGUGGAUCUCUAUGCCAACCAGAUUAGCACCUUGGAUGUCAAAUCUCUGCGCAUUUUGCCUGUGCACGAACAUCGUUCGCUGCCCGAGUUUUACAUUGGCGGCAAUCCCUUCACUUGCGACUGCAACAUUGACUGGCUGCAGAAAAUCAACCACAUCAAGUCGAGACAAUAUCCGCGCAUAAUGGACUUGGAGACCAUCUACUGCAAGCUGCUGAACAAUCGCGAGCGUGCCUACAUUCCCCUCAUUGAGGCAGAGCCCAAACACUUUUUGUGCACCUACAAGACCCACUGCUUUGCCGUGUGCCACUGUUGCGAGUUCGAUGCCUGUGACUGUGAGAUGACUUGCCCCACCAACUGCACGUGUUUCCAUGACCAGACGUGGUCGACCAACAUUGUGGAAUGCUCCGGAGCCGGCUACUCGGCCAUGCCUCGCAAAGUUCCCAUGGACACCACGGAACUCUACAUCGAUGGUAACAAUUUUGUGGAGCUGGCCAGUCAUUCCUUCCUGGGACGCAAGAACCUGGCAGUGCUUUAUGUGAACAACUCCAACAUCCAAAUCAUCUACAACACCACCUUCAGCGGCCUCAAGAGGCUGGUGGUCUUGCAUCUGGAGGACAAUCACAUCACCGCACUGGAGGGCAAUGAGUUCGCCAACCUGGAAAAUCUACGUGAGCUAUAUCUGCAAAACAAUCGCAUAGCCACCAUUGGCAACGGCAGCUUCCAUGCUAUGAGGAAGUUGGAGGUGCUGCGCUUGGAUGGCAAUCGCCUGAUGCACUUUGAGGUAUGGCAGUUGGCACUGAACCCCUACUUGGCCGAAAUUGGCUUGGCCGACAAUCAAUGGUCGUGCGAGUGCAGCUACCUCAUGCACUUCCGCACUUACCUGGCCCAAAACUCGGGCAAAAUUAUCGAUGCAUCGCGCGUCUCGUGUGUCUACAACAAUGCCACCAGUGUGUUGCGCGAGAAGAAUGGAACCAAGUGCACGCUGCGUGAGGAUGUUGCCACCUAUGUGCAGGCCAGUGAAAUCGAAAGUCUGCUGCCCCUCCUGCUGAUGGCCACCUGUGCAUUUGUGGGCUUUUUCGGUUUGAUCAUGGGUCUCUUCUGCUAUCGCCAGGAGCUGAAAAUGUGGGCCCACUCCAACUGCCUGCUGAACAUGUGCUACAAGAACACCGGCUUUGUGGAGGAACUGGACAAGGAGCGCCUGAAUGAUGUCUACUUCGCCUACAGCCUGCAGGAUGAGCAUUUCGUUAAUCAAAUUUUGGCCCACAACCUGGAAAACGACAUGGGCUAUCGGGCAUGUCUGCACUACCGUGACAUCAAUAUUAAUGCCUAUGUCACAGAUGCCGUCAUAGAGGCUGCCGAAAGCGCCAAGCAAUUCGUGCUGGUGCUGUCCAAGAACUUUCUGUACAAUGAGUGGUCUCGUUUCGAAUACAAGAGUGCCCUGCACGAAAUCGUCAAACGCAGAAAGCGCAUUGUGUUCAUUCUGUAUGGCGACUUGCCCCAACGAGACAUCGAUAUCGAUAUGCGUCACUACCUACGCACCAGUACCUGCAUAGAGUGGGACGACAAAAAAUUCUGGCAGAAACUACGCCUGGCCCUGCCUCAUGUCCGCAGCAAACGCACAACCAACUGCCUGAGUAAUCGCUCGUCGGUAAACAUCUAUGCAGCAGCCCAUGAAUACCAAGCAACUGCCAAUGGACGGGCCAGUGGUGUGGUGGUGGCCGACAAACCGUACAGCGAUUGCAGCAACUAUGCCACCAUUAAUGACUGUGUCCGGGGAUACGCGCCCAUACCCACGGCAGCGGCUAAUUGUAAAUUCAACACACUCAACGAGAUGGGCUACAAGGCGAACAAGGAAACCAAGGAGCUGCAACAUGCCAAAACUCUGGAAUUUCAGCGCCAUCACAACCACAUGCGACCCCAGCCGCCACCCUUAUCGGUUGCAGCAGCAGCAGCCCACAUACAUCACCAGCAACAGCAUGAGUAUGCGGUGCCCUCCUACUACACCAUGGGCAAUGGCCACUUACCCAGAGGAGGAGGAGUGGGAGCAGCUGGUGCCACUGGGGGUGUUAUGGGCGACAUUGCGGCCCCCACCUAUGAUAGUGUGGACUAUUCCAAGCAGGCCACCCUGCAGAAAACUUCCAAUAACUGUGAUUGCAGCGGCACGGAGGGCACCAGCAGCAGACGAAAGCCCGGUCUGCAGGCCAGUUUCUCCUCGAAUUUCACGCCACCGCCCCCACCCUUGAUCGGUGGCACACUGACUAGCUACAAUUGCAAGAAGGCACCCUGCAAUUGUCGCCGCUCCACAAGUGCUGGAGAUGACAAUAUAAGCUGUCGUUGUGGCGGCAGUGGUGGUGCAGCAGGCAAAAGCAGCAGCAGCCAGAGCUCCAGCAGCAACAGUACCAACGACAGCUGUCGCAACGAUGACGAGCUCAACCACUACGAGUCAAAUCUGUCACUGAACGAAAUCAAUACGACCACAGCAUCGGUGGGUGAGGAGAGCAACAGUUUGUGGGCGUAACAUCAAAACUACCAGCAAUUCCAAAGGCAGAGGCAGCAGCAACAACAACAGCAGCAAAAGCAACACCAUCAGCAACAGACGGCAGUUUGUUGACGUGAUUGCCCACCAGAUGCCAAGGAUGUGGACGAGGAUGUUCUAGUUUUUAAGCUUUCCCAGGAGACAGACUAUGUAACCAGUGAAUUUAUGAAGUGCACCUCCCUCUAUUUCAAGAAUAGAAGAAUACCGCAGCACUUUUUGUAAAAAGAAAAUAAAUGAAGAAACCCCAAUUCUCAAUUCCCCCCCCCCCCAGUCCAAGAGAUCCCUCCCACAAUUAUUUUUAAUUAUGAAAUUAUUUAUUGAAUAUUUUUGUACUUAUUAUUGUUUAUAGAAAUUGUUCAUUUUUAUUUGAAUUUAAGUUGUUUUUUUUUCUGAAUUUAUUAUUUUUCUUUAGCUUAGUUUUAUCCUUAGUUUAGUUCUAUAUAUGUAUGUGUAAGAGUCCUUUUGGAAGUUACUCCAUUCUACAUAAAUGAGAUGUUCUUAUGGAACUUUCUAAUUGGAUGCUAACAAACAAACGAAAAAAAAAAACAAAACAAAACAAAACAGAUAAACAGACUGAUAAACUUAGUUCGUUCUUUUUUAGAGAAACGUGUGAGAGACGAGAGAAGAGAAGAAAAGACAGAAGACGAAAAAAUGAUAAAUAAAACAAAAGCCCAAGAGUUUAAAUAAUAAACUGUAAAUAUAUUUAUUUUUUUUUUUUUUUGCUAAGAUAACUGAUAUUCGUAAUUAAAAACAAAAAACUAAUGUACAACAACUAUUUCACAAAAACCCAUACAUGCAAACAUUCAGACAGACAGACGGAUGGCUAAAGGCAGACUUUCUUCCAUAUGCCCAAUUGGGGACAUAAACUUCGACAUUCGAAUGUCGACAUUAAAUGUUCACAAGACUGAGUGGGGCAUACAGUGAGCGCCACCGACAGACGGACGGACGGACGGACAGACAUACAGAUUUCCACAUUUAGAGUUAGCAACUCAUAAAUGGACGUAUGGACGGACAUUAAGACCUCCACACUAAUAAUUGGGAUUCUUGGUUUCAUUUUGGUUUCGGUGAAAACUUCAACUUGUCUAAAUGAAAUCGAAAGAGGAAAUUCACUCAAUAAUUCAUUGUAAAUAGCCCAUAGCACACCACAGACACCAUGACCAGCCAACCGACUAAACAGCCAACUACCGGCCGCCAAACGUACAAUACGCACACACUCUCACUCACUCACUCACUCAAUCGCUCAUACAUACAAGCGAAACAAGCAAAGUCAAAUCCAAGUCAUGUUUAAGGUUAAUUAGUUAUUUAUUUGUUUUUUUUUUUUACUACAAUAAGAUUUCAAUGAAAUUAUACCUAGCCGAACUAACUGAAAAGCGCCACUUUUCCGUCAAGUCGACAAACUAACUCAGCAGCCAUAUAUAGAGAAUAGACCACAGAAUUUCGAUGAAAAACCAAAUAACAAGACAUGAGACUAUGGAAAAGCCAAGAAGUUACACAAAACAAAAAUAAUUAAAAACACAUAAUAAUAAUAAUAAUGAAGAAAACAAAAACC